Messenger RNA from Chiroxiphia lanceolata (lance-tailed manakin), 1383 nucleotides. Its product is annotated as choline transporter-like protein 3. Gene Ontology annotation, biological process: transmembrane transport. The transcript has 5 exons. NCBI's taxonomy places the organism in Eukaryota, Metazoa, Chordata, Aves, Passeriformes, Pipridae. Gene Ontology annotation, cellular component: membrane. The coding region runs from base 14 to 679 and encodes 221 amino acids. Gene Ontology annotation, molecular function: transmembrane transporter activity. The record is from RefSeq and is a predicted model, not a curated record.
AUAAUACAAUGGUAUGAUCCCAACUUCAGGUACUGCACAAUCUACUUCAGGAGGACAAGUAGAAUACAGAGCUCUGUCUGGAAUUUGCUACAUGGCCUGGUAUCAUUUCGUUGGCCUUAUCUGGACUAGUGAAUUCAUUCUUGCCUGUCAGCAAAUGGUUAUUGCUGGGGCCGUGGUUACUUGUUAUUUCAACAGAAAUAAAAAUAGCCCACCACCUCACCCAGUCCUGUCUUCCAUAUCAGUUCUCUUUUGCUGCCAUCUAGGAACUGCUGUCAAGGGCUCAUUUCUAAUCACAGUACUGAGAAUACCAAGGAUUGUUCUUUUGUUCCUUUAUAAUAUCCUAAAACAAAAGAAGAACACAAAGUGCCUGUUCAAGUGCUGUUUCUGCUGGUUUUGCUGCCAUGAAAGUUGCUUAAGACCCUUUAACCAGCAUGCAUACACAACUAUGGCCAUAAAUGGGACAAAUUUUUGUACAUCAGCAAAGGAUGCUGACUGUAUUUUGGCAAGGAAUUCUGCUAAACUUGCAUCCAUUAGCUGUUUUGGAGAUUUUCUCCUGUUUCUAGGAAAGGUGUUUGUUGUAUGUUUUACUGUUUUUGGAGGAUUGAUGGCAUUUAACUACCACCGGGAGUUGCAAGCUUGGGUAGUUCCUCUGUUGCUGGUUGGAUUUUUGCCUGCCUGAUGUCCCACAGCUUUCUGUCUGUGUUUGAAGUGACAGCAAAUGCCAUGUUUCUUUGCUUUGCCAUUUAUAUGGAAACAAAUGAUGGAACUGCAGAGAAGCCAUACUUUGUGGAUCAGGAGCUGCUGGUAAACCCCACUUAUAACAGCAAAGAUAUUUGAGCCAUUCUAAGCUUUUAAAUACCUUUUCAUUCCCCAAGACCUAGUGAUUUGAACCCGCAGUCCAUACUAUUUCCUUUCCAACACCUUAGAACAGGAUGGAUUCAGGGUUACAAGUGGUACGUUAAUUUAUAAACUGAAGUAAAUGGGUUCCUUGACUCCUGUGUGCUUAGCUAUGAUCUGCUGCCUUCUUUUAGAUCAUACUCUGCAAGUAGUGGGUGAUUAUUUGGGCCUUAUUAGAUAUAUCUUCAAUAUAUUGUUGGUAAUUAAAAAAUAUAAAGAAAUAGAUGCACUAGCUGCAGAAACUGAUCCAUGGGGUACCCUUAGAUUAAUGUUUAUAUUUAUUGUGACUCACUGUAUGAUGAAAAAAGUAAACAACAAGGUGCUUCUUGUUGUGAGCAGCAGGUCAGGGAUCCAUUUCACAUCCUAUGGAUGCUGUAAGUCUGAAGAAACUUCAUGCAAACCUGAGUUGCUCUGCUUCAUACCUUUAUAGAUUCUUUUGCCAAAACACUGUCUUCUGUCUCUUGAUAAAAUUCUACUAUCUCUGGA